AUGACUGUACACGAUUAUAUCCAUCUAUACAACCUCGAUCCAGAAGAAAGUUACCUCUCUCAUUCUCCAGGUCUUGAUGUGUCUUGGAGAACCAUCCCUCUCAAGAACACCCCAAAAACAACAUUGAACCACAAGAGCCAAUACCCACAUCCACCACCAACAACCGUUCCCCAUUUCCUAUAAUAAACACAACGAUAAACAGAAUCAAAAGACUCGCACCUCCCCAGCCAGCUCCAAGUCCAGAACCCCCAAACCCUCAGCACCUGCAUACACCUCUCUCUCCUCUCUUCCCACCGACUCAAACCCACCACAACUCCAUGUUUACACAUGUCCCUGCAUGCAUGCAUGCAUGCAUACCCACUUCCCAUGCACACUACUACCUUCGGACACCGAACAAAAACCAAAAUAACACC
Messenger RNA from Periconia digitata, 413 nucleotides. The record is from the annotation of a GenBank genome assembly. NCBI's taxonomy places the organism in Eukaryota, Fungi, Ascomycota, Dothideomycetes, Pleosporales, Periconiaceae.